Messenger RNA from Macrosiphum euphorbiae (potato aphid), 357 nucleotides. Lineage: Eukaryota; Metazoa; Arthropoda; Insecta; Hemiptera; Aphididae. The record is from the annotation of a GenBank genome assembly.
AUGAACAUAAUUGAUGAAGCCAAUAUACAUUCUACUAUAAAUAUAAAGGAAUCGAGAGUCCUAAAAACGGCAUUGUUCAAAAGUGUUGAUUGGUUAUAUGAAAACAAAACAUAUUCUUUAUCUUUUAAAGUGGUAAAGAAAAUAUCAUCAAGUAUACCUAAGUUCGAUGAUGGUGAUUGGAGUUAUGAAAUAAAAUACAAACAAGGUUGUAAGAUUGGAAUCAAACGAAUAGCUCAGUGUACAGACGAGUAUGAAAAUGAAGAAAUAUUGGCAGUAACUGCAGAAGAAUUACUAAAUACUCCAUAUGAAGGAACAUUGUUUACCUUCAAUGUUUAUCCAUUUGAUGGUAAGGAAUGA